CCGUUUAUCCAGAUGAUCGUGUGACAACAAGCCGCCUCUGCACUGCGCCGCUCUCCCCGCUGGAUCUCACCCAGCCGUGUCGCUGGCUCCAUCCUUCCCUACUGACCAUCCCACUCCGGAGCGCAUCUCCUCCGGCUGUUUCUGCUCGGACUCCUAUCCUCCGAGCAACAGGCCACUUCAGCUGUGUAUUUAUUCAAGCUCGCCGGCACGACCGUUAGACUUGACAGUUCUGCUAAAACUUUCUGCGAACUGCAACUCAAGUCUUCUGCAGGAGCCGGACAAGCGAUCGUGGGAAAAUGUCAUCUGUGGCACAGAAUGUUCCACUGAAAAUGGACACAAAGGACCUCCAGAUCCAAACUUUAACAGUGGAACGGCUGAUUCAGCCUUUGAUUUUGCAGGUCACAACUUUAGUAAAUUGUGUCAGAGAUCCCUCAAAGAACAAAAAAGGGCGAUCAAAGAGAGCUAGUGUUCUUCUAGCAUCGGUGGAAGAAGCCACAAACAACCUGAUUGAAAAGGGGAAUCAAAUUGUUGAGGACAGCACUUUUCUGAAGGAGGAACUUACUAAAGCAGUGCAGGAUGUGCGUAGAGAAAGUGAAGCAAUGCAGGUUACAGCGAAAGAAUUCACAGAUGACCCAUGCGUCUUAGCAAAGCGAGAAGGAGUGGUUGGUGCUGCUCGGGGGCUCCUUGCUGCAGUGACCCGACUCCUGAUUCUGGCGGAUGUCCUUGAUGUCAUGUAUCUCUUGCAGCACCUCAUGGCUGUCCAGAAAUCAUUUGUGCUGUUGUCAAAUGUGACAAAUGAGGAUGAGCUGAACAGAGCCUACAGCAAGUUUGGGCAGGAUUUAGCCCAAUUAGACCUCCUGACUCAGAAACGCCAACAGGACCUCAAGUCACCCAGUCAACGUGAAGGUCUGGCCACAGCCCGUGCUCUCUUGAAGGAAACCUCACCCUUGUUAUAUUCUACAUCCGUUGCUUGUCUGGAACAUCCUAAAAUUGCUGCACUCCAAACCGGGCGAGAGUCAGUCUACAAUGAGAUCCAGGAGGCUUUUGCUGUUAUCUCUGACACUGUGCAGGGCCAUGAAUGCCAGAUGUCCCAGUCAGUACCUGCUGCUCCAUCUCUUGCUGGUGCCAUAGACGAAUUUGAAAGUGUUAUUGUCAUUGACCCUGUUACAGUCCAUGAAGAUCAACUGAGACCUCUGUUGGAAAAGAGGCUGGAAGAUAUUGUCCGUGAAGCUGCUUUGAUGGCAGACUCUUCCAGCACGCGUGACCAACACCGUGAGAAUAUAAUAGCAGAGUGCAAUGCAGUUCGCCAGGCACUUCAAGAUCUACUACUGGAAUAUAUGAGUAAUACGGAUAUUUGGGCGAAUCUCUUCCUACUGGACAUGCGCAGGACACACAGAAAACAAGCGAAGAGGAAACGGUAUACUUGGUGCACGUUUGUCCAGUUACAGAGCAGAAAAACUUGAAAGGAAUUGCUCUUGACUCUCGCGCAGGAGGAUUUAAAACUAAGAAAAAACGAAUACUGGAGCGUAUGGAGGCAACCGACAGGGAGUUCACGGACAGUAUGACCCGGCUGACGACGAACAUUGAAAAACUGACUAACUGUGUUGCAUUA
This is a messenger RNA of Mobula hypostoma (lesser devil ray), 1612 nucleotides long. RefSeq names its product catenin alpha-3-like. Lineage: Eukaryota; Metazoa; Chordata; Chondrichthyes; Myliobatiformes; Myliobatidae. Gene Ontology annotation, molecular function: cadherin binding; actin filament binding; beta-catenin binding. Gene Ontology annotation, cellular component: fascia adherens; adherens junction. The record is from RefSeq and is a predicted model, not a curated record. Gene Ontology annotation, biological process: cell-cell adhesion; cell migration. Bases 297 to 1463 code for a protein of 388 amino acids. The transcript is spliced from 8 exons.